UAUUAAAUUUUGUCACUGAAACGUUGAUUGUGGAAAAACGUACCCGAAUGUGGAUUUAUCGAUAGUGAAAUAAAUAGAAAUUGUCGCUGAAAACCGAAUUAAAUAAUUAAAUUAGCAAAUAUGGAGCUUAACGAUGUGAUUGUAAACCAGCCCGUCGUAAUUGAUAAUGGCUCCGGAGUGAUCAAAGCCGGUUUUGCUGGCGAUCAGAUACCAAAAUGCAGAUUCCCCAAUUACAUCGGACGACCGAAGCACGUGAGAGUUAUGGCUGGAGCACUAGAAGGGGAACUCUUCGUCGGUCCCAGGGCUGAGGAGCAUCGAGGACUCCUGAGCAUCAAAUAUCCCAUGGAACACGGCAUCGUCACCGACUGGAAUGAUAUGGAAAGAGUGUGGAAUUAUAUUUAUAGCAAGGAUCAACUAUCAACAUUCUCCGAAGAGCAUCCAGUUUUGCUGACCGAAGCACCGUUAAACCCUAGACGGAAUAGGGAGAAGGCAGCCGAAGUAUUCUUUGAAACGUUCAAUGUACCAGCGUUGUUCCUGUCCAUGCAAGCAGUACUUAGCUUAUACGCGACCGGUCGUACGACGGGUGUAGUGUUGGACUCCGGUGACGGGGUCACGCAUUCAGUUCCAAUCUACGAAGGGUUUGCCAUGCCACACAGCAUCAUGAGGGUCGAUGUCGCCGGCAGGGAUGUUACUAGAUACCUCAGACUACUGCUCCGCAAAGAAGGGGUGAACCUUCGCACUUCAGCUGAGCUGGAGAUCGUGAAGUCGAUCAAAGAGAGGGCCUGCUACCUCUCUCCGAACCCUCUGAAAGAGGAAACGCUGGAAACUGAGAGGGCACAAUACACACUCCCUGAUGGUACCGGAUUGGAGAUUGGUCCAGCUCGGUUCCGCGCCCCCGAGGUCCUGUUCCGGCCCGAUCUCAUCGGUGAAGAGAGCGAAGGUCUACACGAAGUUUUAAUGUUUGCCAUACAAAAAUCCGAUAUGGAUUUGCGAAAAGUACUAUACCAGAAUAUAGUACUCAGCGGUGGCAGUACCCUCUUCAGAGGCUUUGGAGAUCGCCUUUUAGCCGAAAUUAGGAGACUAGCGCCUAAAGACAUGAAGAUUAGGAUCUCAGCACCUCAAGAGCGUCUCUACUCCACGUGGAUAGGGGGUUCGAUUCUCGCUUCACUCGAUACAUUCCGUAAAAUGUGGGUCUCGAAAAGAGAGUAUGACGAGGAAGGACACAGGGCAGUACAUCGCAAGACAUUCUAGUUUAUUUAUAUAUAAUUAUAUAAUUAUUAUAUAUUAUAAUGUAAUAGUAUAACCAUAUUCAAGGUCAUUUCGUGGUUACAUAACCCCAAGCCUCAUCUAAAGGGUAGAUGACUAAUCUUUAUUUUAAUGUCCGUCUGGUAGAUUAUUUUAAAUCAUUAACGCGCCGUCAACUGG
Molecule: messenger RNA, 1425 nt
Organism: Spodoptera litura
Lineage: Eukaryota; Metazoa; Arthropoda; Insecta; Lepidoptera; Noctuidae
Gene: Arp1
Product: Actin-related protein 1
Source: RefSeq, a predicted model, not a curated record